CAAACCCUACCCGAUUCCCAAAAUGCCCCUCUCCUCUCUCCUCAGGCGCUCCCUCCUCAACAACCUUCGAUCGCUCCCCCUUCGAUCCUUCUCCUCCGGCGGCGGAACUCCGAUAAGCUUCACUCUAUCCGUCGAGCCGGAACCCGAACCCGACUCCGAGCCCGAAACCCCGAGCCCGAACGAUGAUCUGCGGAGCCGGAUCUUUAGGCUCCGAUUCCCCAAGCGGAGCGCCACGUCAGCUCUCGAUAAGUGGGUCGGGGAGGGGAAUACGGUUGCGCAGUCGGAGCUCCGGCAGAUUGCGAAGGACUUGAAUCGAUCGAAGCGGUACAAGCACGCGCUUGAGAUAAUGACAUGGAUGGAAUCUCAAGGCAAUUUUCAGAUGAGAGCACCUGAUCACGCCACUAAACUUGAACUGAUUACCAAAGUGCACAGUUUAUCUGAGGCAGAGGCCUAUUUUGAUAGGCUAUCUACUAGUUCUUCACAAAAAGCUGCAGCUUUCCCUCUCCUCCAUUCUUAUGUGAAGGAUAGAAACUUGAAGAAAGCUGAGGCACUUAUGCAGAGGCUUGAGGCACUUAUGCAGAGGCUGCUCAAUUCAGGACUAGCUGUGAGUCCUCAUCUUUUCAAUGAGAUGAUGAAGCUCUAUGUGGCCACAGGUCAAUUCGAUGAGGUACUUUCUGUAAUAAGACAUAUGAAACUUAGCAAAAUCCCUCUCACUGGUCUUUCUUAUAGCCUUUGGUUGAAUGCCAGCGGUGAAAUUUCUGGUGUUUCUUCAGUGGAGAUGGUUUAUAAGGACAUGAUUAAUGACGAGAAUGUUAAGGUGGGUUGGAGCACUUAUGCUACUUUAGCUAACAUCUAUACCAAAGCUGGUCAUUUUGACAAGGCUUCUUCUGUCCUAAAGGUUGCUGAAAGGAUGCUAUCAGUGAGCAAUAGGCUCGCCUAUUCUUUCAUCAUGACUUGCUAUGCUGCACUGAAAGAUGGAGCCGGGGUUUUACGGGUUUGGGAAUCCAGUAAAAGGGUUCCAACAAGGAUCACUUGUGCUAAUUAUAUGUCAGUUAUGUUAUCUUUGAUCAAAAUUGGUGAUUUAAAAGCAGCGGAGGGAAUUUUCAGAGAAUGGGAGCUGCAAUGUCAUAACUAUGAUGUUAGGGUUUCUAAUGUUCUUCUGGGUGCUUACAUGAGGAAUAGAUGGAUGGAUAAGGCUGAAGCAUUUCAUCUCUACACGUUGGAGAGAGGUGCUGUUCCAAAUUACAAGACUUGGGAGAUUUUGAUGGAGGGUUGGGUGAAUAAUGGGCAGAUGGAUAAAGCUGUAGAAGCCAUGAGGAAGGGUUUCUCUAAGCUGAAGGGUUGUAUAUGGAAGCCACCUGAGAAAAUUAUUUUGGCUAUUGCAGAGUAUUUUGAGGAGCAAUGCAAUAUUGGGGAAAUGAGAAGGUACAUAAAGGUUCUUGAGGAUCUUGGUUUGAUGAGCUUGCCAUUGUACAAAUUAGCUCUCAGAACACACAUAAAUCUGGAGGCAAAAGCUCUGGAUAUUAUUGAGAUGAUGGAGAGAGAUAAAAUCGAGUUAGAUGAGGAGGUUAGAGCGCUAAUACAGCAGGCUAACCAACCGAGAAACUCUGAUAUGUUUAAGAAAUUGAUAUCAUGCCCUACUCCUUUAAAGUCAUUUUUCACUCAUUAUUGGUGAUUCAUAUGUACCUUGGUCGAAGCUUCCCUUUGUGUAUUUUAGCUGAUGUAGCUAGCAUCAGUUUUGCACAUAACUUUGCCUCAUCUCAGACUAUUGUCCCAGUAAGUCCGUUGUCAGGUU
Molecule: messenger RNA, 1795 nt
Organism: Asparagus officinalis (garden asparagus)
Lineage: Eukaryota; Viridiplantae; Streptophyta; Magnoliopsida; Asparagales; Asparagaceae
Product: pentatricopeptide repeat-containing protein At5g27460-like
Exons: 2
Coding region: 23-1675 (550 amino acids)
Cellular component (GO): mitochondrion
Molecular function (GO): protein binding
Source: RefSeq, a predicted model, not a curated record